AUGCUGCUCAAACGCAAGCGGUCGGAUGACGAGCUUUCAUCCUUCAGCGGCCCCUCCCCGCUCAAAACCGCGUCCUCCGGCGACGGCACCACGCUGGACAUGGACGUCGACAUGGACAUGGACCCGUGUAUCGACAAACCCCUCUCAGCCUUGACCAUCCGCUCCCCGACCCGCUCAUGCACGCCCUCUCAUCUGCCCAGCCGAACCUUCAAGCGCCUGCGCAACGGACGUCCCUCGGACCGCGAGGUUCACCAGAACACCCUGCAGAUACUGUACCGCGCUCAGCAACGGCCCCAGGAGCCCCGGCAUGGACCCUCCCCGCAGCCCUCCGCCAGCCCCUCGAUCCCGCCCUCUCCUGUGGCUGCCGCGCAGAGCCAGCGUUCACUGCACAGCUUCUGGGACAUCCCUUCCAGCCGUCAGCCGCCACCGGAACCGGCCCUCUCCGCUUCCCUACGAGGACCUUCUGUCGAGGACAUGGUCGAUCGACCUACCACCUGUGGCGACUGCGGCGUUGAGCUGGGCGGUGAAGAUGCAGCAGUUGAUGAUGGCUAUGGUUUCGAGACAUACAUCAGCUCCUGCAGCCUCUGCUGUAGGGCUGUGUGCUUCUCGUGCUCAGUGAGUAACCUAGGCGAGCAGCGCCGGUGUCUCGUCUGCGCUGGCAAGGAGGACAGACAAAAGAGGUGGGUUGGUACCAAUAACUGGGCCUCGGAGCCCAUGUCGGUUUACUAG
Diaporthe batatas is the source of this 729-nucleotide messenger RNA. RefSeq lists its product as uncharacterized. The coding region runs from base 1 to 729 and encodes 242 amino acids. The record is from RefSeq and is a predicted model, not a curated record. NCBI's taxonomy places the organism in Eukaryota, Fungi, Ascomycota, Sordariomycetes, Diaporthales, Diaporthaceae. The transcript is spliced from 2 exons.